AUGUUUUGUCGCCAGCCUGCAACGCGCCAUUCGCUGGACAUCCCGGGCGUGCCCCACGGACAUGCUUGCGGGCCCAGGCUGGCGGCGCGACGCGAGCGGCUCUCACCUUGUCUCGUUGGGCUGCCAGUGGUGUGGAUUUACCAUGUCCGAUCGCAGAGGUGUGCUGUCACGCAAAAGCAACGGUUGCGCCAGCUGCCCGCUUUCAAGAGAGUGACUAGAGCCUUCGAGGUUCAUCUCUGUGCCAGAGGGGGAGAUGUUAUCGACGGCAACCACCCUCUAAAGAAUGUGCCUCGACGCCUUGAAACAAGGCGAUGGCUAGACGGACGCAUUCGUUCGCUCGUUAUGGAUGCCUACCUCGACUACCUUGACAAUCAAGCAGUGGAAUCAGUCUCGAUGUCGAGGCUGCUCCGGGAAGCACUUCGAUUGUACUCCCAGAUCUCCUUCCAGAGGCAGCUAGCCAUGCUCGUGGCAAAAUGGAAGGAGCUGAGCGAAAAGCAAGGCAUCGCGGUCACUGAGCCUGAGACAUGGAGUUCAGACUUUGAGAUCUUGCAGGAAAAGGCACCAGAGCCCCUUUGCUGGCGCAAAAUGGAGAACACUGCGGGCUUGACAGUCGCUGCUGCCGAUGUGCUGUUUUGGAAACACAGCCUGGACAGCAAGGACGCCCGAGGUCGGACAAGUCGUCGGACGAGUCGAGCGAACAGAGGAUUUGCAACCCAGUCUGACGGCGUUGAGAAGUCCUCGGAGGAGCUGAAGCCCUCGGGCAAGGAUCUGGACAUGUGCGAGCUUGUGGGGGCAACCGUCAACUAUCUGCUGCCGGCGAUGGCUGAACGUAUGCCAGGCAACGAGCCCGUUCGAUUACUUCUGCCGCAGGAGAUGGAGAAGACUGCUGGACGCCGUAUCUUCGAGGCCUUCUCGAACGAAGACCGGGGAUGUCAGCUUGAGGUUCAGACCUUUUCAGGCUGUCCAACCUGGGACCAGCUCGUGACGGAAAGCCAUUGCAUGGUCUGUGUGUACCGGGAAGCCACGGUGCCAGCCAGCUCUGAGUGCUGGACUUUGCCUGUGGACAGCAUGCACAGCACGAGGGCAGUCGCCGCGGCACCCGUCGCUGCGGCGCCCGUCCUGGUGGUUUCAAUUCUCGAGCACGGUGUUCGGAUGAACUUCCCAGGCACCUACAAUAAGAUGUCGCAGUGGCUCCAACAAGCCUUCGAGACUGACUUCGAGGAUCAAGAGCCAGCGGAUUUCUUCUCGCAGCUUUCGCAGGUGUUUGCAUCCAAGCUUGGCGACGAUGCUGAAAGAUUUCUUGGUUCAAGGGUGAAGUGUUCGGCUGCUUCUGCGACCCUCCAGUCGAAGCUUUCCAUUGUGAUCAAGAAGGCCUAUGGUGCCUCAUGGAUGAAGCUCGUGACUGCAAGGUUGCAACAGCUCGAAGCCGGCAGGAAGGAUGCCCAGCUCCUGCUGCGCAGGCAGAGGGAGCGAGAUGCUGCAGCAGCGAUCAUGCUGGCUGAUCUCGCCAAGGCAGUGCAGAGCCUUGACGUUGAGAAGUUCCAGAAGAAGAGCCGUGUGGCACAGCGGGAGCAGCUGUUGACGACGACGAGACUGGAAUCGCUGCAAGAGCAGAUGGCGCUUGCUAUUGGAGCUGCGCAGGCUCCAAUCAAGCAACUGGCCGACACCUGCUGCAGCGACAUCGAGGAGGCAUUGAAUGUGGAGGUGCUGGGAGCGUUGAGGACUGAGCUGGCAAGAACACAGCUCACGAUGUCUGAUCCAUGGCUGCAGGCAGGGCUUGAGUUGAAGCUGGCCUUGGAGGCCCUGCAUCAGCUGCAUAUUGACAUGAGUGAGUUUCUCAACUCGCACAGCUCCACAGCGUCUGCGUCGUCUACGCCUAGUGAGAUGCCAGGUGAAGGUACGGACUCCAACUCCGAAGCACUGGCAAGGCUUGCGAAGGACCUGACAGAAGCAAGCGAUUGUUUGGAUCGCUUCGAGCGCCGCUUGCGUGCCUCAGGCAGAGAAGUCUCGUCCGAGGGGGUGCGGCCUUUGAGACGUUUUCUGUCCCAGUGCGAUAGCAAGCUCAUUGCUGCAAGGCAUGACGAUGAGCUUGAUCAGAUGCUGCGAUCACCGCCGUGGAGACGGGAAUCGCGGCUCCUCGCCGGCGUCACCAAAGAAGCCUGGCAGAAGCUCCAGGAUGUGGCCGACCAGGCGACGGACGAUGCGAGAUCGAGGCUACACGAGCAGCUGCAAGAGGCAUCCUCUGUGGUGCAGCUGGCUGAUCAACUGCGCAAGGCCACACAAGGUGAUGACGAGGAUGCUCUCCAAAAACUGCUGCGACAGGCUGCUGAGCUGAAUAUCAGCGGCUUGGGCAAUGCGCAGAGGCGCUGUGAGCAGCUGAGAAGCAUGAGGUCUGAUCUUCGGAAAGGCUUGGCAGAUGCAGUUGCAGAACUAGACCUUGCCAGAUUCGAAGCGCUGCAAGCUCGUUCUGCGCAACUGCCUGCUGAAGAGCUUGAGAAACUCCGACAGGGUCUGCACUCGUCGAUUGCAGAGGAGGAACACGCUCUUCAAGAAGUGAUCAACUCGGACUUGUCGGAGGACGGUUUGCGAGGGGCUCUGACAAAGUGCAGGCUAUCCUCAAAGAACGCAUGGAGAAGACUCGCUGAAACCUCUCUGGUGGCUCUGGAAGCUGCCAACAAGAUUCGCACAGCGUUGGGCUGUGUGCCCGUCGACGAGAUGGCUCUCCAGGCCUGUCUCAGCUCGGGCAGCUUUGCGGCCAAAGAGUUGCAAGAGUCAUCAACGGAGGUUCAAAAUCUCGACGAAGGCACCCAGCUUAGUGGAGCAGCAUUCUCCACGCUGCAGACGGCUCUGGAUGAUGGCUAUCUAGGGCUCGCAGGGGCACAGGCAGACCAAGCUCUGGAAACUCUCCUGAGCUCCAAGAGCUGGGACGAUUGGGAGGCCAUUCAGCCCAGCGACCUGCGCGAGCUGGAGGUUCGAGCGGAGGGGGCAACCAAAGAAGGCCGCAACCGCUUGUCUCAGCCACUGCAGACGGCUUUGGAGGUCGGACAGUGCUCCGUGGAGCUGGCAGCUUCCAUGAAGAAUAAUGCAGAGAAGCUGGAAGCCUGCCUGAAGAAGGCAGAAGAGUUGGGGUUCAAGGGCCUGGACAGGGUGCGACGGCGCCUUCAGAGCAUGAGAUUGUCGAUGGAAGGUAGGGGUCCGCGACGUGUUGUGCGGAGUGUGGCUUUUCAGAGGCAGCCGCAGGAGCCGCUGCCUCUGCAAAGGGAGCAAAGUUCUCCCCUUGGAGGCAAGGAUUCCGAGGAUGUUUGGAAGAGAGCAGGGAGCUCAUGGUCCAGUCAGAAGCCUGUGCAAGCAGGCGAUCAAGGGAAGCAGGAUAAGCGGAUGCACUUCGAGGACGUGCAGGAUCCACAGGUUCGGUGCACGAACUUAAUCUUCAUCGACCUUGAGACCACCUCGGGAUUCUACGACUUCGAUCAGAGGCCGAAGAUCCUGGAGGUGGCGAUCAUCGUCACUGACAGGGACCUUUGUGAGCUGGACCGCGGACACUGGGUGCUGGGAGGAUUCAGCCAAGAGGAGUUAGAAGGCCUUGGAGAGUUUCACAAGGAGAAUUUUCGAGAUGCCAAGCCUGGGGGAAGCUUCCCACCUUUGGAUGGGUACAGCGGUGGCAACGGCCUUUUCUCGGACAUCUUGUCCUCCAGGCUAUCUACAGAGGAGGUGGAGGAGCAGGUCAUGCAGAUUGUGACGCUGCACUGUCCUCCUGGUGAGUGCCCGUUGGUUGGAUAUUCGGUUCAAUGUGACCGAGAAGUGCUCAAGGACCGAAUGCCCAGGCUGUACCGCCAUCUCAGCCACCAGAUUGUUGAUGUCUCUGGUUUUUUCAUCGUUGCUCGUCUAUGGCUUCCUGAGCAAUGGCAAUACUGGGAUCGAAAGUCCAGCAACUACAACCACAGAGCGGUGAACGAUGUGGAGGAUGCAAUCCAGGCUCUACGCUGGGUGAGAGACAAGUUCUUUUCCGAGAGCGUGCUUCCGUUUGGAGCAAGCAAGGAUUCUUCCAGCAGCUUCUCUGCUCUGAGCUUGCCGGGCAUCUCACGAAAAUAG
Molecule: messenger RNA, 4092 nt
Organism: Symbiodinium natans
Lineage: Eukaryota; Dinophyceae; Suessiales; Symbiodiniaceae
Source: the annotation of a GenBank genome assembly